UAAACGUAUGCUCGAACGAUGGACAGAGAAUGUUUGAGGCUGCAGCUGUUGGCAGUUUGCUGGCAGGUGGUCCUAUUGUUGCCAUCCUAGGGAUGAUCUAUAAUGUUAUCAUUCUGGGACCAACUGGCUUCUUGGGAUCAGCGGUCUUCAUCCUCUUCUACCCAGCAAUGAUGUUUGCGUCCCGCUUCACGGCCUAUUUCAGAAGAAAAUGCGUGUCAGCGACGGACGAGCGUGUCCAGAAAAUGAACGAAGUUCUUAACUACAUAAAGUUUAUCAAAAUGUACGCCUGGGUGAAGGCCUUUUCUCAGAAUGUUCAGAAAAUCAGAGAGGAGGAACGCAAGAUCUUGGAGCGGGCUGGCUACUUCCAGAGCAUCACCGUGGGGGUGGCACCCAUCGUUGUGGUUAUUGCCAGCGUGGUGACCUUCUCUGUCCACAUGUUGCUCGGCUAUGACCUCACCGCCGCUCAGGCAUUUACAGUCGUCACAGUGUUCAAUUCAAUGACCUUUGCUCUGAAAGUCACGCCUAUUUCAGUGAAGUCCUUGUCUGAAGCAUCUGUUGCUGUUGACCGUUUUAAGGUGAGUGAUUGUUUUUUUUUUGUUUUUUGUUUGCUAUAUUGUGUUAGUGGAUUUGAGGCCUUUAACAAUAAACAUAGUUUGUGGGAGGAAAUUCACGUGGUUUUAGGGAAGCUUGUCGGGAUUUGUGGCAGCGUGGGCUGUGGCAAGACCUCACUGAUUUCAGCCAUUUUGGGACAGAUGACUCUGCUGGAAGGCAGCAUUUCUGUGGAUGGAACAUUUGCCUACGUGGCCCAGCAGGCCUGGAUUCUGAACGCGACCCUUAGAGACAACAUCCUCUUUGGGAAGGAGUUUGACGAAGAAAGGUACAACACUGUGCUGAGUGACUGCUGCCUCAGACCUGACCUGGCUAUCCUGCCAAAUGGAGACCUGACAGAGAUCGGUGAACGUGGCGCAAACCUGAGCGGGGGACAGCGCCAGAGGAUUAGCCUUGCCCGAGCCCUGUACAGCGAGAACAGCAUUUAUAUCCUCGAUGACCCUCUCAGUGCCUUGGAUGCCCACGUUGGGAACCACAUCUUCAACAGCGCAAUACGGAAGCACCUGAAGUCGAAAACGGUCUUGUUCAUCACCCAUCAGUUACAGUAUCUCGUGGAUUGUGACGAAGUGGUCUUCAUGAAGGAGGGCUGCAUCACCGAGAGGGGAAGCCACGAGGACCUAAUGAACCUGAACGGGGACUACGCGGCCAUUUUUAAUAGCCUGCAGCUGGGAGAGACGCCACACAUCGAGAUAAAUGUAAAGAAAACGGCCAACAGUUCGUUGAAAAGGCCGCAAGAUAAAAGCACCAAGCCAGGAUCUGUGAAAAAAGAAAAGCUAGUCAAGAAGGACAAAGGCCGGCUGAUCCAGCUGGAAGAAAAAGGCAAAGGCUCCGUCCCCUGGUCAGUCUACGGCGUCUACAUCCAGGCGGCCGGAGGGCCCAUCGCUUUCUUCGUCAUCAUGGCACUCUUCGUGUUGAACGUGGGCAGCACCGCCUUCAGCAACUGGUGGCUGAGCUAUUGGAUCAAGCAAGGCAGCGGGAACACCAAUCUGACGCUGGGAAACGAGACGGUUGUGAGCGGCAGCAUGAAAGACAACCCCCACAUGCGUUACUAUGCUGGCAUCUACGCGCUCUCCAUGGGGGUCAUGCUGAUUCUGAAAGCUGUACGUGGGGUCGUCUUCGUCAAGGGGACGUUGAGAGCCUCCUCCAGACUCCACGAUGAGCUCUUCCGACGGAUCCUUCGAAGCCCUAUGAAAUUCUUUGACACGACGCCAACCGGGCGGAUUCUCAACAGGUUCUCAAAAGACAUGGAUGAAGUCGACGUCCGCUUGCCCUUUCAAGCCGAGAUGUUAAUCCAGAACGUUAUCCUGCUCUUCUUCUGCGUGGGAGUGAUCGCUGGCGUCUUCCCCUGGUUCCCACGCAAGGGCCCCUCCCCGGUCUCUCUCAACCAUCUCGUUACAUUGUGCGUUGUUGAUAACAAACCGCAAGCGACUGUCAGCGCCCUCAUAUACAGCCGCGGCGCGACCGCCAUUCCCGGGAGCACCGUGUUCAGCCCCGGUCGCCACAUCCUCAAAAAGGAUAUCGAAGAGAUCGAAGAAGUGCAGGUUUUCAUCCGGGAGCUGAAACGCCUGGACAACAUCACACAGUCUCCGUUCCUCUCUCACAUCACGUCGAGCAUCCAAGGCCUGUCUACGAUCCACGCCUACAAUAAAGGGCAAGAAUUCCUGCACAGGUACCAGGAGCUGUUGGACGACAACCAGGCUCCGUUCUUCUUGUUCAGCUGUGCCAUGCGGUGGCUGGCUGUUCGGCUGGAUAUCGUCAGCAUCGCCCUCAUUACAACCACGGGGCUGAUGAUCGUCUUGAUGCACGGGCACAUUUCCCCUGCCUACGCCGGCCUGGCCAUCUCCUAUGCUGUCCAGUUAACAGGGCUGUUCCAGUUCACAGUCAGACUGGCUUCGGAGACAGAGGCCCGCUUCACUUCCGUGGAGAGGAUCGACCACUAUAUCAAGACACUUUCUCUGGAGGCUCCAGCUCGGAUCAAGAACAAAGCUCCCCCUCCCGACUGGCCUCAGGAAGGAGAAGUCAUCUUUGAAAACGCCGAAAUGCGGUACCGGGAGAACCUCCCACUCGUCCUCAAGAAAGUGUCCUUCACUAUCAAACCCAAGGAGAAGGUUGGCAUUGUGGGGAGAACAGGGUCAGGGAAGUCCUCUCUAGGAAUGGCGCUUUUCCGCUUGGUCGAACUCUCAGGAGGCUGCAUUAAAAUCGAUGGCGUGAAGAUCAAUGACAUUGGCUUGGCAGAUCUCCGGAGCAAGCUGUCCAUAAUCCCCCAAGAACCGGUGCUGUUUAGUGGAACUGUGAGAUCCAACUUGGAUCCUUUCACACAGUACAGUGAAGAUCAAAUCUGGGACGCUUUGGAACGGACUCACAUGAAGGAAUGUAUUUCUCAGCUGCCCCUGAAACUUGAAUCCGAAGUAAUGGAAAACGGGGAGAACUUCUCCGUCGGGGAGAGGCAGCUGCUUUGCAUCGCCAGGGCUUUGCUGCGCCGUUGUAAGGUCCUGAUCCUGGAUGAAGCCACGGCUGCCAUGGACACAGAGACCGAUCUUCUGAUCCAGGAAACCAUCAGAGAGGCGUUUGCUGACUGCACGAUGCUGACAAUCGCUCACCGCCUGCAUACGGUUUUGGGCUCUGAUCGGAUCAUGGUUCUGGUGCAAGGACAGGUGGUGGAAUUCGACACUCCGUCUGCUCUUCUGUCGAACGAGAACUCUCGCUUCUCCGCCAUGUUUGCUGCUGCAGAAAACAAGAUAACAGUCAAGGGCUAAAAUUCAGGGCAACUGUCACUUUAAUUUGGGAGGUGACCACUUCCUGCCUGUGGCAGGCAGAGCUCCUCCUCUUCCUGCUCCUUCUCCACGUACUCCCAGGAGUUCAUUGCCUUUUCCCCCUUUUGAUUUAUAGCAUCAUGGGUCAGGAUCCGAGGGUCUUUUUUUAAAAAAACAAAAGUACUGUAAGGAGGAUUCUUUAUGGCUUUUAUUAUGGUAUUUAUUCCAUAUUCUUGUUACUAAUUUUUUUGUUAUUAAAUGCACUCUACAAAAAAAAUGGCUCAGGAAGCCAUAACUAUAAAUGUCUCGAGAGGCCUAUAUUGAAGCUUUAUACAUGUAGUUAUAUCUAUUCAGAAUUCUGUACAUAGCCUAUAUUUACAGUGGAAAUGUAAGCUGUUUAUUUUAUAUUAAAAUGAGCGCUGCGUUAAUACCGGUGCAUAUUCUUUUUCUAUCGGUUUUUGUACAGUUUUAUGGUACUGGGGAACCUGGGCUGCGUGGGACACCUUUCUAUCUCAUGCAGCCAGCUUUCUCGUGUGCUGGGUUUUCCCAGGUCUCCCGGAUGGAAGUGAAUCUUUGCAGUUGUGUCCUCUUUCGUGUCCUGUUGUCUUAUGUCCUUGCACAGAAGGGAUGGGAGGAGGUGGGCGGGACACUCUCCGGUGAUGCGAUUUGGCCGCAUCAUUGACUGGCAAGGCGUCGGGCUCAUUGCAAGGGCACUUGGGAAAAGCAACAGCUCAUUCCUGCAGUGGCUUUUCUCUUGUGGUUUCAGGAGCUAGAUCUGGUGGUUGCCGAAUUUUCCCCCUUACGCAUUGAAGGGGACAAGAAGAACUUUCUCUAUCGGUAGAAUUUUUCCUACAUUAUAAAAAGAAACACCAGCUCCUGUUUUCACGGGUCAGCCACCUUUGCCCAGAAACAUAACUGUAGCAAUGAGCCUCUUUGAAAUAUUGGGUCCCUGCUGCCGGAUCCAAGCUUCAGAGCCGCCUCUGCCGAAUUAUUGAUCUUAGAUGCUAGUCAUCUGGACAGCUCCUCAAGAUCGACUCUGACAUUUGUAGCAAUUAACUGUUUCUGCUCACGUUAAAUAGCGUUACUACCCCAUUCUCCCAGCAAUUUGCCAUUUUUAGCAGGUUCCUGCUGGUUAAGGUUUGACACUGGUCUAGGGAGUUUUAUUUUCUUACUGUAAAGAGACCUACCUCAGGUUGCUGCGUCCUGUGUGGUAUGUUACCAUGGUUACUGUACAGCAUCCCUGUUGUAUGGGACCAGUAGCACGGUCAAUCCUGUAAUAGCUGUGACUUUUAAUUGAUCAGGCGUUGCAUGUUUUGUUUUGGGUUCCCCCCCUUCCUCUGUCCAGCUGGACAUUUUAUAGCCUUAGCAUGUUUGCAAACUGUUGAGAUAAAAAUCCGAAAAAGUGAAUAAAAACUAUUUUGGGUUUUGUAAA
This is a messenger RNA of Sphaerodactylus townsendi, 4794 nucleotides long. It is a transcript of the gene ABCC5, whose product is annotated as ATP binding cassette subfamily C member 5. Gene Ontology annotation, biological process: transmembrane transport. Gene Ontology annotation, cellular component: membrane. The record is from RefSeq and is a predicted model, not a curated record. Gene Ontology annotation, molecular function: ATP binding; ABC-type transporter activity; ATP hydrolysis activity. NCBI's taxonomy places the organism in Eukaryota, Metazoa, Chordata, Lepidosauria, Squamata, Sphaerodactylidae. The transcript has 24 exons. The coding region runs from base 30 to 3365 and encodes 1111 amino acids.